GUCGCCAAUUCAGGCAUGAUGGAUUUGGUGAAUUUUGUUGUCUUGAUGCUGUCUUACUUCCUGAUAUAGUAUACCACCAAGGUCUACCCUGCCAAAAGUCACAGCAAAGCUCUUUCCAUGUGUAGUUACCACAUAACAGUUGUGGUGUGUCUUCGUUACUGAGCUAAAAGGGUGUAUGAAAUAUUUAAAAAUGAUGCAAAAAUGCACAAUAAGUGGAAUAUCAAAAUUUUAAAUAAAAACAGGAUUUGAACCUAAAAUAGCACACUUCACCCUGGCUCUUUUUCAACUUAUCAAGAAGGCAAGCUGCUCCAGGACAAGAAACGCAUCCUCUCUAAGCUCACUUUUGCAUCCCAUACAUAGGGCGAGUGUAAAUCUUAAUUUAUGUCUUGAACUAUUAUAACUAUUGCUAUCACUCCAUUUCACUCUCUAAAGUAACCUGAUUAGAAUGGUAAGCUACAGGGUAAACCUGCAAGUACAGAUUUAGAAUGAAUCAGUACAGGAAAGCUGAUUGAAUAACUUAAUUUGUUACUACUGUACUCUGAUUCACCCUAUGCUUAGUGAAUAUUUCUGAUGCUAACUUGUCACUUUUUUCCAGUUAUACUCUCUGAGAAUUCACUGCAUCAGACCAUGGAAAAUAUCAAUAAUGUCACUGAAUUUUUACUUUUGGGACUUUCCCAGAAUAAGAAAAUUAAAAGCUUGUGCUUUCUAUUAUUCUUAUUUUGUUACAUAGCUAUUUGGAUGGGAAGCUUGCUCAUUAUCAUUUCCAUCACUUGCAGUCAGCUAAUAGACCAACCCAUGUAUUUCUUUCUUAAUCAUCUUGCUCUCUCAGAGCUGUGUUAUACCUCAACGGUGACGCCCAAGCUACUCACUGACUUACUGGAAGAAAGGAACAGAAUUUCUUAUACUAGCUGCAUGGAACAGCUUUUUGCAGUGCACUUCUUUGGGGGAAUUGAAAUCUUCAUCCUCACAGUGAUGGCCUAUGACCGCUAUGUGGCCAUCUGCAAACCCCUGCACUACACUGUCAUCAUGAGCAGGAGGAAGUGUUAUGUAUUGGUCUUUGCUUGCUGUACUGGGGCAUUUCUGCAUUCCUUUGUGCAGUCCCUCCUCACUAUGAACUUACCUUUCUGUGGCCCCAAUGAGAUAGAUCACUACUUCUGCGAUGUCUAUCCUUUGCUGAAACUGGCCUGCACUGACACAUACAGUGUCGGGAUCCUGGUUGUCGCCAAUUCAGGCAUGAUGGGUUUGGUGAAUUUUGUUGUCUUGAUGCUGUCUUACUUCUUGAUAUUGUACACUGUCAGGGUCUACCCUGCCAAAAGCCGCAGUAAAGCUCUUUCCACUUGUAGUUCCCACAUAACAGUUGUGGUUCUCUUCUUUGUGCCUAUCAUGUACAUUUAUAUUAGACCAGCUGCAACUUUUCCAGAAGAUAAAGUAUUUGCUCUUUUCUACACCAUCAUUGCCCCCAUGUUCAACCCUCUGAUCUACACUUUGAGAAACUUGGAGAUGAAGACUGCCAUGAGGAAAGUGUGGUGCCAGAAUCCACUUUUUACUGGAAGGGGAAAGGACUGAAAGGCAUGUCUACUCCUCACUGCACACCCUAUCCAAGUGAGUUUGCACCAUCUUAAGUUUGUUAAAGUAGGAACUGACCCUGAGAGACAUAAGCUUAGGCACCGACAUCAAUCCGUUCAUUAAUACUAUAAUUUACCUUGAACUACCUUCUUCUUUCUUUGCUAAUCUGUUUCUUAUUGACAUUGUUCCUGCAAAAUUGAGUUCAACAUUUAUUCCUUUCUUUGGUAUUUUUUUCUUUGGAUUUUGUCCAUAGGUUGCUUUUCAGGGCCCACAUUUCUAACCUCUCUUUACUUUGGUUCCAAUGAAUCUCCAAAUUUACCUGUGCUCCAUUGGU
Messenger RNA from Loxodonta africana (African savanna elephant), 1900 nucleotides. Its product is annotated as olfactory receptor 4P4-like. Lineage: Eukaryota; Metazoa; Chordata; Mammalia; Proboscidea; Elephantidae. Gene Ontology annotation, molecular function: olfactory receptor activity; G protein-coupled receptor activity. The transcript has a single exon. Bases 571 to 1566 code for a protein of 331 amino acids. The record is from RefSeq and is a predicted model, not a curated record. Gene Ontology annotation, cellular component: plasma membrane. Gene Ontology annotation, biological process: G protein-coupled receptor signaling pathway.